GCUAAACCACAAAGAGAGAGAGAGAGAGAGAAUAUGAAGAUCCAGUGCGACGUUUGUGAAAAGGAAGAGGCGUCCAUUUUCUGCACCGCCGACGAGGCAGCGCUCUGCGAAGCCUGCAACCACCACGUCCAUGACGCCAACAAGCUCGCCGGUAAACACCUCCGUUUCCCCCUCCUCCGCCCUUCCCUCAAACAAUACCCCCACUGCGACAUCUGUCAGGAACGGCGUGCAUUUGUGUUCUGUAAGGAAGACAGGGCAAUCCUGUGCAGGGAAUGCGACUCGCAAAUACACAGAGCGAACCAACAUACUCAAAAACACAGCAGGUUUCUUCUCACGGGAGUAAUGUUGUCUACAACCGCCGCCUCGUAUCAAUCCUGCAGCUCCUCCCCCAGCGCCUCCGCGUCGAAUGUUGUCGGCUACGACGCAAAUCAUCAUCAUCGUACGCCGGAGAUCAAUAGCUCUCCGGCUUCUGGUCGGCCAAAUUCGAACAUGACAGCUUCCGAACCUACGACGAGUCGAGAGGGUUCCCUUUCCGCUACUAGUAGCAUAUCGGAGUACUUGACUCAGACCCUUCCCGGAUGGCACGUCGAGGAUUUUCUUGACCCUCUGUCUUCUACGUAUGGUUUCUGUACGUAAGAGCAUUUUCAGUUUUCAGUUGUAUAUUCAAUUCUGCAAUUAAUUGCAGUGUUGCUAUAAAAUUGGGAAUGGGAAGAUCACUUCAA
Messenger RNA from Ipomoea triloba (trilobed morning glory), 722 nucleotides. Its product is annotated as B-box zinc finger protein 21-like. The coding region runs from base 34 to 636 and encodes 200 amino acids. NCBI's taxonomy places the organism in Eukaryota, Viridiplantae, Streptophyta, Magnoliopsida, Solanales, Convolvulaceae. The record is from RefSeq and is a predicted model, not a curated record. Gene Ontology annotation, molecular function: zinc ion binding. The transcript has 2 exons. Gene Ontology annotation, cellular component: nucleus. Gene Ontology annotation, biological process: regulation of DNA-templated transcription; photomorphogenesis.